Trematomus bernacchii (emerald rockcod) is the source of this 3578-nucleotide messenger RNA. RefSeq names its product sosondowah ankyrin repeat domain family Ca (gene sowahca). Lineage: Eukaryota; Metazoa; Chordata; Actinopteri; Perciformes; Nototheniidae. Gene Ontology annotation, molecular function: protein binding. The transcript is spliced from 4 exons. The record is from RefSeq and is a predicted model, not a curated record. Bases 125 to 1705 code for a protein of 526 amino acids.
UCCGUCGACACCUUCAGCCUGAGUGAAUGACAGUAGCGUGAACAUGCAUUGUUUUUUAAACGUCUGUGAGUAACUUAUUCAGUUACUCUAUCUUUGCACUGCUCUGGUCGGGUCGUCCAGGAGGAUGAUGGCGUCCCAGCGCACAGAUCAAGCCGUGCAGGAGUUCCUGAUGGAGAGAGGAGGGAGGGUCCAACAGAUGGAGCUGAUCGAUCAUUUCCUAUCAGCGUCGGGUCAAAAUGACCAGUCAGAGGAAGAGGUGGAUCGAGAGGUGCUGAAACGCAUCGUGGACGGCGUGGGGGUUGUGAAAGUGGAAGACGGUGUGACAUUUGUUUGUUUGAACCCUGAAGGCAGCGCGGAGUCUGUGAUGCGUGCGGACACAGGCGACCACGAUCACGCGGAGUGCAACGGGAAUAUCCGUGAGGCAUUGGACAACAACUAUGUCAACGGGAACCCUGACAACAGAGACCAAACAGGAGCAUCCACUUCAUUGGCUGCCAGCCUGGACAAUGACAAACAGUCAAAUGGCAAGGGGCUACAUGCAGCCCCCUCCCAGAAUAUUAAGACCAACACAUCGACUCCUACCUUUGGUGGAGGAGGGGAGGUGAAGCUGAGGGACAGGAGGAGGCGGGAGUCAGCUCCAGUCAUUGGGAUUGCAGAUCUGGACCCGGCUCACCAUGGGGGGUCCCACAGCCAGCAUGUGAGAGGGGCACGCAGGGUGUCCAGAGGGUCCACACGGGCCCUGCUGACCAGCUGCCUCUCUGAAGACAGCACCUUGGAAGGGCUGGACCCUGUUGGAGAUAUCAACACACCCAAGGGGAGUCGCAGGAACUUCAUAGAGCUGAUGAUGAGCAGUUCUCCUCAGGUGCGGAGGUCUCUGAUCAGUCGAGGUUCACGCAUCCGGGACUCCAUAAAGAGCGAAGGAGACUCUGCAUCGAUCCUCUCCUCAGUGUCAGACUGCGGCUCAGUGACCCUGGACCCUCUGGAGCACGAGUGGAUGCUGUGCGCCUCUGACGGCCUGUGGGAGAGCCUGCAGCCCCUCCUCGCUGUGGAACCCAGCCUCGUCGCCAAGAGAGACUUUGUGACGGGCUUCACCUGCCUCCACUGGGUGGCGAAGCAGGGUAAAGCUGAGCUCCUCUCCCAGCUGCUGGGCUUCGCAAAGGAGAACUCAAUACCUGUGAAUGUAAACGUGAGAUCAAGUGCUGGAUACACACCGCUACACCUGGCAGCCAUGCAUGGACAUACACAGGUGGUCCGUGUGUUGCUGUCAGACUGGGAGGCGGACCCUGAGGCUCGAGACUACAGCGGGAGGCGGGCCAUCCAGUACUUGGCCCCGCCCAUUGCCGCUGACCUGCAGCAGGAGGGAGUGGUGACCUCACCGGGUGCUGAGUCGGACAAUGAAAACACUAACAAAGGUAACAGCGGAACACGUGGAUGGCGGUUUCCCAGAGUCCUUCAGGGCAAUCUGAACCCACUGCGGCUCCUGAACUCACCUGCUGAGGAGGAGGGGGCCGGGAACGGGAAGAACAAGGGGGGGAUGCAGAGGAAGUCGUCUCUGAGCCGGCUGAACGCACGGCUGCACCGCGGACGCCACCGAGCCCAGAUCAUCCACAGCACCUCCUUCAGGGACACGGGGGAGGUGGGGAGGGGGGAGGAGCUCGCCAGCAGCCCCAUCCGAACCCGCCCACUGUCCAACCUGUUUGGAUAAAGUAACACAACUCUGAGAUAUAGUGCGUUGAUUUACAAAAUACAGUUUACUCACCUUUUAUAAGCUGACAGGUCAGACCUUUCUAGACCAAAUUAACCGCACACAUACUAAGUUUUAUUAUUAUAGUAUUUUUAUGUUUAUCUAAAAAUCUAACUUAUUUUUGUUUUUAUUGCAGUAAUCAGGCCGAGGUUGAUGAUCACUGAGGGCAGGUGACAGUUUAUGUAGCAUUUGAUUUGCUACAACAAUUCAUUGAGCAACUACUCUUUGAAUUCCUUUUGAAUUUUUUGGUUUUAGUUUUUCUUUUUCAUUAUUUCUUAGGCUCGGUUGAAGAGCAGGUAGCAAACAUGAAACCAUUUUUUGUACACUUUACACUAGAAAACUGUUCACACAAAUGCAACAGGAUUGUAUCACGUUUUCACUUUAAGUUUGACUCCACAUGGUGAGGGUUUUUGUUAUAGCACUUAGGUUCGAUUCAACACACUAAUCCAAACUAUUAUUUAGUGUGCAGAUGAAAGUAAUAUAUUCAUACAACACAUUCCUAUAUUUCAACCUCUUUUGCCUGAGUGGUGCUGGUUUUUUAAAACACAUUUCAAGAAUGUGAAUUUUUAUUUUUAAGUACCAGAUUUUAGUAUUUGUAACCAGAGAACUCCAAUGUAUGUCCAAACUGCCAUGUUCAGUCGUCGCGUUUGCACUCGUCACUUUGAAGAUGGUUUGUGAUUAUGGGAGGAAACUGCUCAAACUAAACCAGAUGUUAUUGGUCUGAUAUCAUGCUGAUAGGUUCAUAUUGUACAUGAUAGAAAAGGGUGAUCAAAUGUUACACUUCUAGAUUAAUAAUGCACUGUGUAUAUAUAUACACUACAAUUUAAUUUGUAUUAUACAUUUCCGAACAGCUGAUCAAUAGUUUACAUCAAAAGAAAGCUGCCAUGGAUUUACUUGGAUCCAAUUACUAUGAAGACAAUGAUCAGUUACACUUUAGGACUGUUUCACUGGGUUAGCACAUGAUGUGGGUUUUCUACUGACUAUAAUGUACCUCAAAUCCUCUGAGUCUGGUUAACUCAUUGUUACAUUGCUUCUUUGUGGGGGAGUUUAACAGUAUGGGUGUUUAAUAGAAGUUGACAGUGUUUUUUUGCAAAUUCCCAAUUCUUACCAUUUACCAUUUUCAUCAGAAAGGAUAAUGUUUUGGAGCAAUUCAUGCAAAAAAAAGCAUCAAACUAAUCUGGUGAAAGGUUAUUCAGGUCUUUUCAUAGACAAACAGCAUAGCACUGCUUAGUUUGACAGUAAAUCCACAGUCAAACAAACUGAUGCUUCUUUACCACUCUGGAGCAGAUUUUAUAUUUAAUAAGUAGCCUGUAUCUUCCUCCUGUAUUGCUCUGCAUGUACACAAUCAUUCAAUCAUCAAUCAUGUCUGCAUCAUCUGUUGAUAGUAAAGAGUUCAGACCAGUAUAUGCUGUACUGUAUGUUAAGCUGAGGAGCACGUUGACUUUUUGACUGUUUUCCCAAAUAUGUGAUCCUUUCAUAUAUUUGAUUAUUCCUAGUCUUUAAGAAUGUUCCCUUAGUAUUUUGUAGCAUUUGUACUCAAACCAUGGGGCUUCAUGUUACUAUAAUGCUGACUCUUUUUUUGUAGAAAUGUAUGUAGCCUACUUUGAUGUCACUUUUUCAGAUGCAUGAAUAGGGGAAAACAUUAUUCUGUGCACUGAUCAUUUGUAUGUCUAUACUGUAGGUCAUUGUUCCGUCUUCUUUUUGAAAUACUGUGAAGUUAUUAUGUGGUGUGAAUACACUGUUACUGAGCCACUGUCAUCUUGUCUUUAUGUUUCAUCCUUGAAAAUGAAAUAAAGCAGUACUGGUUUGCAUAAAAGUCAGUGCUCUCCCUUUA